AAUUUGGAAAGAAUUGGUGGGUCGCUCACCAAUUCCAAAAAAGCAUUGUUCUUGGAACAACAACAGUACAAUGAUGAUCAAGAAUCAAAUGGGGUUUUCCCAAAUUUGGAAAGAAAUGGUGGGUUGCUCACCAAUUUCAAAAAAGUAGUAAUGUUCUUGGAACAACAACAGUACAAUGAUGAUCAAGAAUCAAAUGGGGUUUUCUCUAAUUUGGAAAGAAUUGGUGGGUUGCUUACCAAUUUCAAGAAAGUAAUGUUCUUGGAUGAUGAUGAAGAACUUUGUGAAAGAAUUCUUGAUGGGGCAAAGGCUAUGGCUAUUUCAAGAAGAAUGAGAGAUGGGUUGAGUACUAAUGGAGAGUUAUCAGCUGAGGAGUAUAUAGUGGAAGCUGCAGUGAUCUGUUUAGUGCUGACUAAUGCAGUGGAAGUGCAUGAUAGAGAUGGGAGAAGUUUAGGAGUUGGUGUUUAUGAUGUGGCGUUUUCGUAUAUCAAUCAUAGUUGCUCUCCAAAUGCUUCUUAUAGGUUUUGUACAGCUUUGGAUUCUGGUGGAAUAUUGGAGAGUAGGAUAUGUCAAGCUGGGGCUGGUGGCAUUGAAAGUGAAUCAAUUAUUAAUGGUAGUGAAGCAUGUGGUCCGAGAAUAACCCUUAGAAGUAUAAAGGACAUCCAGAAAAGUGAAGAGGUGUUGAUUACAUACACUGACUUGUUACAGCCUAAGGUGAUGAGGCAAUCAGAGUUGUGGUCAAAGUACAGGUUCAGUUGCUGCUGUAAACGAUGUAGAGCAAUGCCUACGACUUAUACAGAUCAUUGUCUGCAGGAAAUCUUAAUUUUGAAUCUCGAUUGUUCAAAUAUGGCUUCUGGUGACAAUUUUUACGGGGACCAUGUACUGGAGAAGCUGGUGGAUUUCUUGAAUGACGCUAUAGAUGACUUUCUGUCAUUUAGGAAUCCCAAGUCUUGUUGUGAGAAGCUUGAGGUCCUGCUUACUCAAGAUCAUGCCCACGUAGUUCUGAAACCAAACACAGAAAAUUUACGUCUACUCUUCAGAUUAUAUCCUCUUCACCAUGUCUCUUUGCAUGCAUACAUGACACUGGCUUCUGCAUAUAAAGUCUCUGAAAGUGACCUGCUGGCCCUAGAUCCCGAAAGUGAUAAGCAUCAAACCGAAGCUUUUAGUAUGAUCAGAAAGAGUGCAGCAUAUUCCUUGUUGCUUGCAGGUGCAACCCACCAUUUAUUAGAGUCUGAAUCUUCUCUCAUUGUGCCCGUUUCAAAUUUUUGGACGACUGCUGGUGAGAUCUUACUAAGUCUUGUCAGAAGCUCUGCUUGGAACUUAUUUUCAAGGGGGAGAGACAUGGGAGAAAUUUCGUUUUCCUCAUGUCGAAUUUGUGGCAAAUGCGCACUGCUUGAUAGGUUUAGAGAUAAAUUUGCAGAUAGUCGUGAUGAAAAUCCAGAGUUUGCUGAGGUAACUAGCAAAGUUUUGAAUUGUGUCACCACUAUAACACCAAAAAUCUGGGAUUUUCUCGUGGAGGAUGGUGGUUACUUGAAAGUAGUUGAGGAUCCCAUUAACUUUAGAUGGCUUGGGAGUAGGAUGUCAUCUUUUACUCAUUUUGCAACUCAUGCUACAAGUCCUAAUGCAGACAAAACUAAUUCUGGACUUGAGGCAGAAGCCUAUCACAGCGAGAUACGGGUUAAUUUAUUCCUGCUUGGUAUUCACUGCUUAAUCUAUGGAGCAUUUUUGUCAACUAUAUGUUUUGGUUCUCAUUCGCCGCUCAUGUCUAAAGUUGAAAGUCUUCUAUGUCUCCAAGGUUUUUCGAAUGGUUAGGCCAUUGGUUGCAUACAUAACCCAAUUGUCUGUCUCAUAGUCUAUAAGUUGUUGGCUGCAAGAUAAAAAACACUGAAAUCUAAACUCAUUUUCUGGGAAGUUCAUGCUACAUAGCUUUGUGUAGUUGUACUUAUUUUGACAUUUUUGAAUAUACAUGCAAUGACCCAGUUAGAGUAGAUCAUUUGGACCUUCCGAUUCAUAGCUGUAGAUCUCCGACCUAUGAAUG
Messenger RNA from Lycium barbarum (goji berry), 2035 nucleotides. Its product is annotated as protein SET DOMAIN GROUP 41. The record is from RefSeq and is a predicted model, not a curated record. Gene Ontology annotation, molecular function: protein binding. The transcript has 4 exons. Lineage: Eukaryota; Viridiplantae; Streptophyta; Magnoliopsida; Solanales; Solanaceae. The coding region runs from base 151 to 1809 and encodes 552 amino acids.